Messenger RNA from Cornus florida, 1053 nucleotides. RefSeq names its product flavonol sulfotransferase-like. Gene Ontology annotation, biological process: sulfation. The transcript has a single exon. Bases 1 to 1053 code for a protein of 350 amino acids. The record is from RefSeq and is a predicted model, not a curated record. Lineage: Eukaryota; Viridiplantae; Streptophyta; Magnoliopsida; Cornales; Cornaceae. Gene Ontology annotation, molecular function: sulfotransferase activity. Gene Ontology annotation, cellular component: cytoplasm.
AUGGCAACCAUUUCUUCUCAGCAAACCCACAUUCCCAAGACCAACAAUGAAAAAGAAGAAAGAGAAGACUAUGAAACAACAUACCAAAAGUACAGUGAGGCACUCCAAACCCUUCCCAAAGAGAGAGGCUGGAUGUCUGAACAUCUAGUCCAGUACCAAGGCUACUGGUUAAGCCCCAAGUCUGCCCUAAAAGGAGUCUUGUUGGUGCAACACCACUUCAAGGCUCGACCUACCGAUAUCUUCCUGUCUGCAAACAUGAAAUGUGGCACCACAUGGCUUCGAACCCUGAUGUUCGCCACCAUGAACCGGUCCCGUUAUGACUUCUCCUCCCAGGCCCACCCUUUGCUUAACACUGGCCCUCAUGGCUGUUUCCCCUUCUUAGAUGCCUCUAUAUAUCAAAACUAUCCCAUAAAUACCAACCUUGAUGCUCUUCCUUCGCCUCGGCUCUUUGCUACUCACAUUCCAUACACUUUGUUACCUCAAAGUGUGACAUCUUCUGGCUGCAAGUUUGUUUACAUAUGGCGUGAUCCGAAAGAUGUGCUUACUUCUCUUUGUCACUUCUCGGAAAGAAUAAAACACAAAGAAGUGACAUCCCUUUCACUAAAAGAAGCAUUUGAGAUGUUCUGUGAGGGGGUCUCACACUAUGGACCCUUUUGGGAUCAUGUGUUGGAGUAUUGGAAAGCAAGCCUUGAAUCGCCUGAAAAGUUUCUGUUCCUUAGGUAUGAGGAUUUGAAGAAAGAACCCUCCAUUUAUCUUAAGAAGUUGGCUGAAUUCAUGGGGCAACCUUUCUCAUUGGAGGAGGAAAGAUAUGGGGUGGUGCAAGAAAUAGUUAAGCUAUGUAGUUUCGAGAAUUUGAGCAAUUUGGAGGUGAAUAAGACUGGUGUGCAAUGGUUCAGCAAUGAACUUGUGGUUGAUAACUGCAAGUUCUUCAGGAAAGGUAAGGUUGGUGAUUGGCAGAAUCAUCUAACAGAUGAAAUGAAAGAGCGACUAGAUCAAAUCACAAAGCAAAAGUUCAAUGGUUCUGGAUUGAACUUUGGUGUCUCCCCAAAAUAG